Messenger RNA from Nanorana parkeri, 964 nucleotides. RefSeq names its product sulfotransferase 6B1-like. NCBI's taxonomy places the organism in Eukaryota, Metazoa, Chordata, Amphibia, Anura, Dicroglossidae. Gene Ontology annotation, cellular component: cytoplasm. The transcript is spliced from 7 exons. Gene Ontology annotation, biological process: sulfation. The coding region runs from base 1 to 918 and encodes 305 amino acids. Gene Ontology annotation, molecular function: sulfotransferase activity. The record is from RefSeq and is a predicted model, not a curated record.
AUGGCUCAGUCUAAGCAAAAAACAGAUCGGGAAAUGUUGCUGGACAUUUUGCAUUUUGCACCUGGCAAAACCUCAGCUGAGGAUUUACUAUUUAAUUAUAAAGAUGUUCUGUAUCCUAGCACCAUCUGCAGUAAGGAAAUGUUUGAGGCACUGGAAACAUUUGAAGCUAGAGAUGAUGAUUUAAUGAUUGUCACCUAUCCCAAAUGUGGGACUAACUGGGUAAUCCAAAUACUACAUGAAAUGGUGAGCAUUAUUAAAAAUCAAGAAACCGUGCUAGACCAACCAAUGAUUGAAUUUGGAAGUCCACAGAUGUUAGAGAGACUUAAAGAACAACCUUCACCGAGGAUCCUUUCAACACAUUUGAAUUUUCAAAUGAUACCAAAGUCUUUCUUUGAAAAGAAGACACAGAUGUUGAUCGUUAUUCGCAACCCAAAAGAUGCAGCCAUCUCGUUUUUCAACUUUUAUAAAAACAUGCCUGCACUUCCCACAUAUGAAUCUUGGAAUUUGUUUUUCAAUGAUUUUAUACAUGGGAAUGUGUGUUAUGGAUCAUAUUUCAAUUAUCUAGUUGAGUGGAACAAUCAUAUUGAUGAAGGCAAUGUGAUGGCAAUUACAUUUGAAGAUAUGAAAACGGAUUUUCUAACGCAACUGAAAAAAAUAUCAGAAUUCUUUGGACUUCCAUUGACAGAUGAGCAACUUUGUGAGGUAGAACGUCGGACUUCUUUUACAUCUAUGAAACAGAAAUCUGAAGACACACAUGGAAAACUUGGUGAUGCUUUCUUCAGAAAAGGACAAAUUGGAGACUGGAAGAGCCUCUUCAAUGAAGAACAGAGCAAAGAAGUGGAUGCAAAGUUCCAACAACAUCUUGAUAAGACAAAGCUUGGGGAUUUGCUAAACUAUGCAAAAUACUGCAAGUUCUAGACAUUUCAAAAAUCAAUGAAAGUAGAACUUAAGCUAAAUCUUUUUU